AUGCGUUUUCUUCUCCUUUCUGCUCUCGUUGCCACGGCCGCGUCCGCGAGUCUUGACGCCUUCGCACUUCGCGACGGUGUCGAUGAUUCCCUGCCGACAGUCGUGCUUGACGCAGCAACCUUCGUCGGCACAUCGGGGGGGACGGUGGUGAAGUAUCUCGGCAUCCCGUUUGCAGAACCUCCGAUCGGUGAUCUUCGCCUCCGUGCCCCUCGGUCCAUCUCUGGAUAUACGGGGACGGUCAACGCCACGGCUUUUGGGAAUCGGUGCUUCCAGCAAACAUUCCCGAAUCUCACGCUCCCCGAGAAUGUGCCAUCGGCUGUCAGCCAACUCUUGAACCAGACCCGACCGCCAAUUCCUCAAAGCGAAAAUUGUCUCAAUCUAAACGUCAUAGUCCCGGGCAACACCACCACGGGUUCUAAGCUUCCUGUUGCAGUUUGGAUCUAUGGCGGCGGGUUUAUGAUUGGGUCCAACGCUGACUUGCCUGGUGAAAACGUCGUCGCUCGCUCCAUAGAACUUGGACACCCCAUCAUCUAUGUCGCGAUGAACUACAGGCUGUCCGCCUUCGGGUUCCUCGGCGGAAAAGAAGUGAAGGAAGCCGGCGUCGGGAACCUUGGUCUCCUCGAUCAGCUCGAAGCACUCAAGUGGGUGCAGAAGUACAUUUCGGCGUUUGGCGGCGAUCCGGACAAGGUCAUGAUAUGGGGAGAAAGCGCGGGUUCGAUCUCGGUCGCGCAGCACAUGCUCGCGAACAACGGUGACCCACAGGGAUUGUUCCGCGCUGCUUUCUUGGAGUCGAACGUUGCUUCUCCAGUGGGAGAAAUAGAUGUUCCCAUUGCCCAAAGCGCGUACGACACCGUCAUCUAUGAGACCGGGUGUGCGGAUGCCGCAGACACUCUCGCGUGCCUGCGUGAGGUCCCGGCCGCGAUGCUCAAAGCAGCCAUGGAUAUGACACCGACGUUUUUGUCUUUUGACCAAUUGCUCAGCCCGUAUGUCCCGCGCGCGGAUGGCGGGUACGUCGCGCAGCCGCCCCAGCAUCAGCUGCUUUCUGGGGCCAUCGCGAACAUCCCAUUCGUCGCCGGUAACGACAAAGACGAAGGCACCUUGUUUUCGCUCCCUACCCUCUUCAAUGUGACCACCGAAGAGGAGCUCAUCAAUUACCUCCAGACCGAGUACUUCAACCACACCUCGCGCGCGGCUGUCGCCCACGCGGUCGCGCAGUACCCCGCAGACCCGGCCGCUGGCUCUCCGUUCGACACGGGCGCGAACUUCACGUUCUCGCCAGAAUACAAGCGGAUGGCCGCGAUCCAGGGCGACUACUUCUUCCAGGGCCCGCGCCGGCUGUUCAUGCAACAGCUCGCCGGUCGUCAACCGGUGUUCGGCUACUUGAAUGAAGCGGACCAGGUCGAGGGGCUCGGAGCGGAGCACGGUGCGGAGUUGGUGAGCGUGUACUUCGGGGGCGCGUUGGGCGACUACCUCAUCCGCUUCGCUGCGACGCUGGACCCGAACGGCGAUGGCGCUACCACGUGGCCGCAGUACACCACGGAGAACCCUGCGCUGCUCACGCUGUCGGACUCUGAGCCGCAGCUGAGUAUCACGCUGGACUCGUACCGCGCAAAGGGGAUAGCGCUCCUCACUCAGCUCGGCCUAGCUGAUCCUAUGUAA
Messenger RNA from Epithele typhae, 1659 nucleotides. Its product is annotated as carotenoid ester lipase. NCBI's taxonomy places the organism in Eukaryota, Fungi, Basidiomycota, Agaricomycetes, Polyporales, Epitheliaceae. The record is from RefSeq and is a predicted model, not a curated record. The coding region runs from base 1 to 1659 and encodes 552 amino acids. The transcript is spliced from 12 exons.